Messenger RNA from Ricinus communis (castor bean), 1515 nucleotides. Its product is annotated as activator of 90 kDa heat shock protein ATPase homolog 1. Gene Ontology annotation, cellular component: cytosol. The record is from RefSeq and is a predicted model, not a curated record. Bases 357 to 1415 code for a protein of 352 amino acids. Lineage: Eukaryota; Viridiplantae; Streptophyta; Magnoliopsida; Malpighiales; Euphorbiaceae. The transcript is spliced from 3 exons. Gene Ontology annotation, biological process: positive regulation of ATP-dependent activity; protein folding. Gene Ontology annotation, molecular function: ATPase activator activity; protein-folding chaperone binding.
AUUUGACUCGGCUAAGCAUAAGCUCGACUGACUCUCUUGGUUACGGGACAAAACCCUAAUAAACACAGCUGAAUUCUAGAUCCUUCCAAGAAUCACCACCACCCCCAAUUGUUGGAUUUGGACCUCUGCAAAUUGUUGAAAUUAUAAUUUAAAAAGCCAAAAAAAAAAAAAAAAUCAUAAUUCUAGACCCUUCUUCUAACUUUAAGCAGAACCCUCCAGACUCGAGCUUCUUCUCUUUUUCUUGACUACAUUUCCCUUCCCUUUCUCUCCCACUCCAACUACAUUCUCCACAUAAUCUCAAAGCUCCAAUAUCUCCCGUUCAGGAGUUCACUGUUUUUUAGUUUCCAAUAUUAACAAUGGCAAAAUAUGGAGAAGGAGACAAGCGUUGGAUCGUAGAAGAAAGACCAGAUGGAGCAAAUGUACACAAUUGGCACUGGGCAGAAACCAACUGUUUAGAAUGGUCGAGAAACCUGCUUUCCAAACUUCUUUCGAAUCUUGUAGUUCUUGAUGGUGAAGGUAAUCUCUUUAUCAAAAUCAAGAAAGUUGAAAAAGUGGAAGGCGAAGCCUAUGUUAAUGUUCGCAAAGGGAAAAUCAUUCCUGGGUAUGAAUUAAGUGUUUCGCUUUCUUGGGAAGGUGAGGCCAAAGAUUCUGAUGGGAAAUCUUUACUUAAAGCUGAAGGAUCUGUGGAGAUUCCUUAUAUUUCGGAUGAGAAUGCUGACGAAGAUCCUGAAAUUAGGGUUCUUGUUAAAGAUGAGGGCCCAAUUGGGAAAAGAUUGAAGGAUGCAAUGGUGGCCAAAGGGAAAAAGAUUAUUGAGGAAAAAGUUAGGGUUUAUGUUCAAAGUAUGGCCAAGGGUGGGCCUGCUAGAGAUGAAUUGGAAAAUAAGAAAGUUGUGCCUAAAGGGCAAUCUGCCGUCGCAGCAGUGAAGGAGGAGGCAAUCAGUGGUGCUUCAGUGGUGGAGAAGAAGGAGAAGGAGGUGAAGAAUGAAAGCAAGAAAGGGUUUAAGACGAUAAGUUUGUCGGAGAAGUUUAGUUGUAGAGCUAUUGAUAUGUUUGAGAUAUUAAUGGAUGAGAAUAGAUGGAAAGGCUUUACGCAGAGUAACGCGAGGAUUAGUAAAGAGGUUGGUGGUGAGUUUAGCAUUUUUGAUGGGUCUGUCACUGGGACUAAUGUUGAGCUGCAGGAGGGUAAGCUGAUUGUGCAGAAAUGGAGAUUUGGGAGCUGGCCUGAUGGGGUUGUUUCUACGGUAAGGCUUACUCUUGAUGAGCCUGAACCUGGGCUUACGGUGGUUAAGCUGUUGCACACUGACAUCCCUGAGGAAGACAGAUAUGGGAAUGCAACCGUGGUGGAGAACACUGAGAGGGGAUGGCGGGAUCUUAUUCUCCAUAAGAUACGAGCAGUUUUUGGUUUUGGGAUAUGAGUUAUUUCCAUACUUUCUACGAAUUGUAGAAUUUUAUCAGAUUGUCUUUAUCUCACUAAUGAAAUUUGAAUUAAUGAAUUCUGGGAUUAUGUUGCUGUUU